Olea europaea var. sylvestris is the source of this 2749-nucleotide messenger RNA. Its product is annotated as T-complex protein 1 subunit beta. The record is from RefSeq and is a predicted model, not a curated record. The transcript has 20 exons. Gene Ontology annotation, molecular function: ATP binding; ATP hydrolysis activity; ATP-dependent protein folding chaperone. Gene Ontology annotation, cellular component: chaperonin-containing T-complex; cytosol. Gene Ontology annotation, biological process: protein folding. The coding region runs from base 172 to 2526 and encodes 784 amino acids. Lineage: Eukaryota; Viridiplantae; Streptophyta; Magnoliopsida; Lamiales; Oleaceae.
GUGCGAACCGUCUUAUAGAAUUACGACCGAGUUAAUGACUGGACCGGCUAGGGUUAACAAUGCUCUGAACAUUCGGAAACAGGAAAACUCUACUGUCUACUGGAAGUUUCCCGCUUAGAAAAUCAUUAACGGAUAUUUGGAUUCUAUAUUCACUUUUCAACUUCUGUUCCCAUGGCGGUAGAAAGACUUUUCAAAAAUGAAGCUACCGAAGAAAAGGGUGAGCGAGCCAGAAUGGCCUCCUUUAUUGGAGCAAUGGCGAUUGCUGACUUGGUGAAGACAACCUUGGGGCCUAAGGGGAUGGAUAAAAUUUUACAAUCAACUGGCAGAGGGCACAGUGUUACAGUUACGAAUGAUGGUGCCACCAUCCUAAAGUCUCUACAUAUUGACAACCCUGCUGCCAAAGUCCUUGUGGACAUCUCAAAAGUCCAAGAUGAUGAAGUCGGCGAUGGAACCACUUCAGUUGUUGUCUUGGCUGGGGAGCUUUUGAGGGAGGCGGAGAAGCUGGUAAAUUCAAAAAUCCAUCCGAUGACAAUUAUUGCAGGAUAUCGUAUGGCAGCUGAAGCUGCUAGGAACGCGUUGCUGGAAAAGGUUAUGGAUAAUAAACAGGAUGCUGAUAAAUUCAAAGAAGACUUAUUAAAGAUAGCAAUGACCACUUUGAGUUCCAAAAUUCUCUCUCAGGACAAAGAACAUUUUGCAACACUAGCUGUCGAUGCAGUUAUGAGGCUAAAGGUAAAGUUAUUUGCUCUUAGUUACUUGAUUGAACUUGAACGAGUGGUUCAGAGGAUUGAAAACCAAAAUUCAGCUGGAGAAAUUUUCCACUCUAUGGUUGAAAGUGCAUUGCAUCAAUAUGGUCGUGGCAGUGCUGAUCUUGUAACUGAAUUGUGCAGUGAAGGCAGGCUUUCACAUUUUGGAUUCUAUAUUCACUUUUCAACUUCUGUUCCCAUGGCGGUAGAAAGACUUUUCAAAAAUGAAGCUACCGAAGAAAAGGGUGAGCGAGCCAGAAUGGCCUCCUUUAUUGGAGCAAUGGCGAUUGCUGACUUGGUGAAGACAACCUUGGGGCCUAAGGGGAUGGAUAAAAUUUUACAAUCAACUGGCAGAGGGCACAGUGUUACAGUUACGAAUGAUGGUGCCACCAUCCUAAAGUCUCUACAUAUUGACAACCCUGCUGCCAAAGUCCUUGUGGACAUCUCAAAAGUCCAAGAUGAUGAAGUCGGCGAUGGAACCACUUCAGUUGUUGUCUUGGCUGGGGAGCUUUUGAGGGAGGCGGAGAAGCUGGUAAAUUCAAAAAUCCAUCCGAUGACAAUUAUUGCAGGAUAUCGUAUGGCAGCUGAAGCUGCUAGGAACGCGUUGCUGGAAAAGGUUAUGGAUAAUAAACAGGAUGCUGAUAAAUUCAAAGAAGACUUAUUAAAGAUAGCAAUGACCACUUUGAGUUCCAAAAUUCUCUCUCAGGACAAAGAACAUUUUGCAACACUAGCUGUCGAUGCAGUUAUGAGGCUAAAGGGAAGCACAAAUCUGGAGUCCAUUCAGAUUAUUAAGAAACCAGGAGGUUCAUUAAAAGAUUCAUUUCUAGACGAGGGAUUUAUUUUAGACAAGAAAAUUGGUGUUGGCCAACCAAAACGGAUUGAAAGUGCAAAGAUCUUGGUGGCAAAUACUGCUAUGGAUACAGAUAAAGUGAAGAUUUAUGGGGCACGGGUUCGUGUUGAUUCGAUGGCUAAGGUUGCUGACAUUGAAGGGGCUGAAAAGGAAAAGAUGAGGGAGAAGGUGCAAAAGAUAAUUAACCAUGGGAUAAAUUGUUUUGUUAAUCGUCAGUUGAUUUACAAUUUCCCUGAAGAAUUAUUUGCUGAUGCUGGAGUACUUGCAAUAGAGCAUGCUGAUUUUGAUGGUAUUGAGAGGCUGGCUCUUGUUACUGGUGGUGAGAUUGCAUCAACUUUUGAUAAUCCAGAGUCAGUUAAGCUUGGACACUGCAGGCUCAUUGAGGAAAUAAUGAUUGGGGAGGACAAGCUGAUCCACUUUUCUGGGGUUGAAAUGGGUCAGGCGUGUACUAUUGUCUUGAGAGGGGCAAGCCCUCAUAUGUUGGAUGAAGCAGAGAGAUCUCUGCAUGAUGCAUUGUGUGUGCUAUCUCAAACUGUAAAUGACAGCAGAGUAUUGCUUGGAGGUGGAUGGCCUGAGAUGGUGAUGGCAAAGGCAGUUGAUGAACUGGCCAGGAGGACUCCUGGCAAAAGAUCUCAUGCCAUCGAAGCUUUCUCACGUGCACUUGUGGCCAUUCCAACUACUAUUGCUGACAAUGCUGGUUUGGACAGUGCUGAGAUGAUUGCUCAACUUCGUGCAGAACACCAAAGAGAGGAAAGCUCUGCCGGGAUUGAUGUCAUCUCUGGAUCGGUUGGCAAUAUGGUGGAGCUCGGGAUAUCUGAGUCAUUCAAAGUGAAGCAGGCUGUAUUGCUCUCGGCAACUGAAGCUGCUGAAAUGAUUUUAAGAGUAGAUGAAAUAAUCACUUGUGCCCCUCGACAGAGGGAAGACAGAAUUUGAAGAAAUGCUUUAUUUAUAACUGGAACUGAGAAAUUUAUUGUUAUGCUUUGUAUUUGUGAAAUCUGUCGUGAACCAGAUGAAUUUGUGAUGGUAGAAGAAAUCUGCACGAAUAGGAAUUUUUGAGGAACGUAUCUAGAGAGAAUUUGAUUUGGUUAGACAAUGUGUGGUUGGUAAACAAGGAUCAAUUUUUUAGAAAAUCAAAUUGGAUUUUAUCAUUUCUGUA